This is a messenger RNA of Oncorhynchus mykiss (rainbow trout), 2160 nucleotides long. The record is from RefSeq and is a predicted model, not a curated record. NCBI's taxonomy places the organism in Eukaryota, Metazoa, Chordata, Actinopteri, Salmoniformes, Salmonidae.
AUGGUAAACUCAAGCACUGACUCAUCACACCGCAUCACUCAGCCACCAACACCCCCAAACACCUCCACCCCCACCUCAGACAUGCAGCUCCCCAAGCGCCUCCACCAUCCUCCCCAACCCCUCUCCAUCAACCUCAAACCCAAUUUCCCCUGGCCACCACCAUCAUCUCCAACCCCUCUCCAUCAACCUCAAACCCCAUCACCCCUGGCCACCACCAUCCUUUCCAAACCUCUCCAUCAACCUCAAAUCCCAUCACCCCGGGACACCACCAUCAUCCCCAAACCCUAUCCAUCAACCUCAAACCCCAUCACCCCUGGCCACCACCAUCCUCCCCAACCCUCUCCAUUAACCUCAAACCACAUCACCCCGGGACACCACCAUCCUCCCCAACCCCUCUCCAUCAACCUCAAACGCCAUCACCCCUGGCCACCACCAUCCUCCCCAAACCUCUCCAUCAACCUCAAACCCCAUCACCCCGGGACACCACCAUCCUCCCCAACCCCUCUCCAUCAACCUCAAACCCCAUCACCCCGGGACACCACCAUCCUCCCCAACCCCUCUCCAUCAACCUCAAACCCCAUCACCCCUGGCCACCACCAUCCUCCCCAACCCUCUCCAUCAACCUCAAACCCCAUCACCCCGGGACACCACCAUCAUCCCCAACCCUCUCCACGUCAACCUCAAACCCCAUCACCCCGGGACACCACCAUCCUCCCCAACCCUCUCCACGUCAACCUCCAUUCAGGCCAAUUCGUUCAUCAUCCCCAGACAUUCACUGAUGAGACAUUCACUGAUGAGACAUCCACCGAUGAGACAUUCACUGAUGAGACAUCCACCGAUGAGACAUUAACUGAUGAGAUAUUCACUGAUGAGACAUCAACCGAUGAGAGAUUCACUGAUGAGACAUUCACUGAUGAGACAUCCACCGAUGAGACAUUCACCGAUGAGACAUUCACCGAUGAGACAUUCACUGAUGAGACAUUCACUAAUGAGACAUUCACUGAUGAGACAUUCACUGAUGAGACAUUCACUGAUGAGACAUCCAACGAUGAGACAUUCACUGAUGAGACAUCAACCGAUGAGAGAUUCACUGAUGAGACAUUCACUGAUGAGACAUCCACUGAUGAGACCGAUGAGACAUUCACCGAUGAGACAUCCACCGAUGAGACAUCCACCGAUGAGACAUUCACCGAUGAGACAUUCACUGAUGAGACAUCCACUGAUGAGACCGAUGAGACAUUCACCGAUGAGACAUUCACCGAUGAGACAUUCACCGAUGAGACAUUCACUGAUGAGACAUCCACCGAUGAGACAUCCACCGAUGAGACAUUCACCGAUGAGACAUUCACUGAUGAGACAUCCACCGAUGAGACAUCCACCGAUGAGACAUUCACCGAUGAGACAUUCACCGAUGAGACAUUCACUGAUGAGACAUCCACCGAUGAGACAUCCACCGAUGAGACAUUCACUGAUGAGACAUCCACCGAUGAGACAUCCACCGAUGAGACAUCCACCGAUGAGACAUCCACCGAUGAGACAUUCACCGAUGAGGCAUCCACUGAUGAGACAUCCACUGAUGAGACCGAUGAGACAUCCACCGAUGAGACAUCCACCGAUGAGACAUCCACCGAUGAGACAUUCACCGAUGAGACAUUCACUGAUGAGACAUCCACUGAUGAGACCGAUGAGACAUUCACCGAUGAGACAUCCACCGAUGAGACAUUCACCGAUGAGACAUCCACCGAUGAGACAUCCACCGAUGAGACAUUCACCGAUGAGACAUUCACUGAUGAGACAUUCACCAAUGAGACAUCCACCGAUGAGACAUCCACCGAUGAGACAUUCACCGAUGAGACAUUCACUGAUGAGACAUUCACCAAUGAGACAUCCACUGAUGAGACAUCCACUGAUGAGACAUCCACUGAUGAGACCGAUGAGACAUCCACCGAUGAUACAUCCACCGAUGAGACAUUCACCGAUGAGGCAUCCACCGAUGAGACAUUCACCGAUGAGACAUUCACCGAUGAGACAUUCACAGAUGAGACAUUCACCGAUGAGGCAUUCACCGAUGAGACAUUCACUGAUGAGACAUUCACUGAUGAGACAUUCACCGAUGAGGCAUCCACCGAUGAGACAUUCCGAAAAUCAGUCUUCUCAUGA